AUGUUCGAGCGUCUCCACCCGGAUCCGGCGCUGGCUGAACAUCUUGCCAUUGUUUUCCAGCGUCAUGGGUCGCCCAGAGGCUCUCGGGACCCGGAACAGCUUGUGAUCGCCCCGAUUAGUGCCUGCGCUGCGCCGAGAAUCUCGACAUCCCGGUUUUCAGAGUCUGCUGCUAGCCGUAGUCCUGCUAGCACCGCUGCGGAUGCUCUUCGCGCUUUACGGCUCCCCUGGUUCGCAGCUCUCUCCACCGGACAGGCUUGGCAGGCGUGCCUCGUGCAUGCCCUGCCAGAUUCUGCCUUAAAGCGUGUGACCAUCGGCUCAGCGUCUCUCCAGCCUGUCGCCGCACCUCGUGCUUCCACUCUCGUCAAGCCUCACACCUUUCCAUCCAACAUGCUACUCUAG
Molecule: messenger RNA, 399 nt
Organism: Trichoderma gamsii
Lineage: Eukaryota; Fungi; Ascomycota; Sordariomycetes; Hypocreales; Hypocreaceae
Exons: 2
Coding region: 1-399 (132 amino acids)
Source: RefSeq, a predicted model, not a curated record